Messenger RNA from Dichotomopilus funicola, 1131 nucleotides. Its product is annotated as Intradiol ring-cleavage dioxygenase. Gene Ontology annotation, molecular function: oxidoreductase activity, acting on single donors with incorporation of molecular oxygen, incorporation of two atoms of oxygen; iron ion binding. NCBI's taxonomy places the organism in Eukaryota, Fungi, Ascomycota, Sordariomycetes, Sordariales, Chaetomiaceae. The transcript is spliced from 5 exons. The record is from RefSeq and is a predicted model, not a curated record. Bases 1 to 1131 code for a protein of 376 amino acids.
AUGCUGCUGCUGGCAGCCCCCACUGUCGCUCACCCGGGUCACAAGGAGGAGGUGUAUGCGCACUCGGCGCUCCCGCUCGAGCGCAAGUCGCUGGCCCACUGCUCGACCAAGUUCAACGAGCCCGCCUUUGUCAAGAAGACGGUCCAGAUCCAUGGCCGGGAACUAGCGCGGCUGCGGCGUGCGCGUGGCAUCGAUGUGGAUGCGAGCCUGCAGAAGGAAUCUCUGCACCCCCGCGACUACCUUUCGGUGUCCAAGAUCAACCACAAGAGCAACAAGACCGUGACGGCGGAUAUGGACCUCGGCUCGCUCUUCUCGGAUGCCGGAGCCUGCAUCCUGAUGCCCGCUGUCGACCAGGGCCCGUUGUACGUUAAGGGAGAGGAGAUCCGCAAAGAUAUCACCAACGACGAGGCUGGUAUCCCCUUGACCCUGGCUAUCCAGGUGGUCGACUACAAGACCUGCGAGACGGUCAACGACGCCUAUGUCGACAUUUGGAGCUCUAACUCGACCGGCAUAUAUGUCGGCGUGCAGGGCUACCCCGGCAUGGGCGACCCCAACGAUGCCUCGAUCCUAAAGGGUACCACCCUCCGUGGCGUGCAGCCCACCGACGACCACGGUAUCGCCUCGUUCGACUCGCUCUUCCCGGGACACUACGAGGGACGUGCCACCCAUAUCCACGCCAUCGUUUACCUCGGAGCGGAGAAGGCGGAGAACAACACCAUCACCGGCGGCCGUGCGGCCCAUGUCGGCCAGCUCUACUUCGACCAGAACCUCAUUACCUCGGCCAACACCGUGGCCCCCUACAGCACCAACACCAUGGGUGUGACCGCGAACGUCGACGAUUUCCUCUUCCGCCAGGGCGCUAACGGCGAUGACCCGAUCGUGCGCUACGCUUUCGUUAACCCCGCGGCCGACCCCGAGGGCGACGGCGACUUCUCUGCCGGUCUCUUCGCCUGGAUCCGCUUCGGCAUCGACCAGACCGCCGACAAGCCCGUCAGCCCGGCUGCAUUCUGGACCGAGGAUGGCGGCGUCAUGAACCCUGAUGGCCCGAUUGCGCAUCUUCCCGGCGGCGGCAACGGCGGCUGGCCCGGCUGGCCCAGUACCAAGCGCGAGGCGGACAAGGAGAGGAAGUGA